Molecule: messenger RNA, 2388 nt
Organism: Metopolophium dirhodum (rose-grain aphid)
Lineage: Eukaryota; Metazoa; Arthropoda; Insecta; Hemiptera; Aphididae
Source: RefSeq, a predicted model, not a curated record
AUGGUCACUAAGACACUUGCACUUAGACGAUCUAAAAAACCAAGUGGUGUUGUUGAGGACAGAGAUCCUGAAGAAUCUUCAGUUCAAAUUCGAUUCAACAAUGUUGAUCAAAAUUCGAGGUUUACUUCGACACCUGUUCAAGUUGACCCAAUUGUUGAAUGUAAUCAAUCUUUUAAUUUAAAUGAUAUUGAAUCCUACACAUUACCAUGUGUUGAGGAAAAUAGUAAUACUGAGGUUCUUGCUGACCAUUUAUCGGGUAGACGAAUUGUAGAUGUUGAUUAUAUUUUUAAACAAAUCCAAAACAGUUCACAUGGUAGUGGACUAGACUGUUCUUUUUUGAAUAUGUCUUUUGUCUCAGAAAAACGUUAUGGUUUUUUUUCCAAAUUCAAAUUUCAAUGCAAAAUGUGCAACAUUGUAACAGUUAUUUCUUCAGAACCAUCUGAUAAAUCAUAUCUUCCCAUAAAUAAAGCCGUAACAAAUGGAACUGUAGCAAUUGGAAUUGGCCAAAAACAACUAGCUGAAUUAUCAGCUGCAAUGGAAAUUCCGUGCAUGACAAGUACCACUUUUUUUAAAGAACAUGAAAACUUAAGCUCUAGUAUUCAUAACUCAGCGUGGGAGGAAAUACAAAAAGCCGGAGAGGAAGAAAGAAAAUUAGCAAUAGAAGCAGGAGAUGUUGGCGAUGAUGGGAUACCGUUUUGUACCGUUGUAGCAGAUGGACAAUGGUCAAAACGGAGUUAUAAAUCUAAAUACGACGCUUUAUCCGGAGUGGCCACUAUUAUUGGAUACAAAACUAAAAAAGUGCUAUUUGUUGGGAUCAGAAACCGCUUUUGUAUUAUCUGUAGUCGAGCUGAAACAAAAAAUGAAACUCCAGGCAUUCAUACAUGUUUUCUAAACUGGAAAAAAGCAGCCACCGGUAUAGAAUCAGAUGGAAUAGCUGAGGGCUUUUUAAAAAGUGUAGAGCUACACAAAUUGAAGUUCAAUAAGCUUAUUGGUGAUGGUGACAGUAGUGUCACUAAAAGACUUAAAGAAAUUCUACCCUAUGGACCUGAUUAUAUUGUGCAGAAGAUCGAGUGCCGUAAUCACAUGUUACGGAAUUAUAUCCAAAAAUUAACUUUUAUUGCAAAAAAAACUAAUUAUCCUAUCAACUUAAGGCAAUUUAUUUUGAAAAAUAUAUUAAGAUUCCGGACUGCUAUUGUGACAGCAAUAAGACACAGAAAAAAUGAAAAUGUACCAACAGCACAGAAAAUUAAAAAUUUAUCAGCCGACUUAUUUAAUAGUCCGUAUCACAUUUUUGGUGAACAUUCAAAGUGUGACGAUUAUUUUUGUAAAAAAAGACUUCUAGAAGAAGAAAAUUGGGUACAGCGUGCAGAAAUCUGUGGAAUGAUGGUUGAAAUAAAAAAUAUUGUUAAUCGCUUAGUGAUAAAUUCGGAAAGUUUGAUUUUAGAUUUAGGGAAAUUUAGUAAAUUAUUCUUAAAAGAUGUUGCGAGAAAGAGACGUAAUAAUGCACGAAGCCGAGAGUUAUUUCCUUCUAAAAAUAAAAAAAUUAAUAAAAAAUGUGGUCCGGAUGAAAACUAUGGAUUAGCAGAUGAGUUGGUUGACGAUUUAACUCCUGCAGAAUUCAAAAUAAGAAAAGAUAAUUUUCUCAACGAAUUUAAGACCACUAAUCGAGAAAAAUUGGAAAACGAAACCAAAGAUCAAUCUAAAUCCCAACUUUGGUAUUCGGAGAGAAAAAAAAGAAUUACUGCCUCAAAUAUAGGGAAAAUAUGCAAAAUGCGACAAUAUACAUCUUGUAAAAAGAUUGUAUACGACUUGCUCUAUAGUUGCAUAAACAUAAAAAUAAAGGCUAUUGAAUAUGGACGUGUAAUGGAGAUCGAAGCAAAACAAAAAUUUGAAAGUUUAUAUAAUUUGAUAAUUGCACCUGUGGGUUUGUGUGUAGAUGAGAACAUUCUAUAUUUAGCCGCAAGUCCAGAUGGCCUCAUUGGCGAAGAUUCGAUCAUCGAAAUUAAAUGUCCGUUUUCGGCUAGGAAUUUUUCUGAUAUAUUCGAUGCUAUAGACGAAGGAAAAAUUCCUUUUUGUUUUAAAGACAAACAAAACAAUGUUAGCUUAAAAACUAACCAUAAUUAUUAUUACCAAGUUCAGACUCAAUUGCACGUAACCAAAAGAAAAAAAUGUAAUUUUUUUAUUUAUACAGAAAAUUGGUAUUAUAAUGUAUGUAUUACUAUCGAUGAUAACUUUUGGUAUCAAAAAAUACAGUCUCAAAUACAUUUAUUCUAUAAUGAAUGUUUAUUGCCGGAAUUAAUUAAUCCGCAGUUUGGUAAGAGGCAUCUAGUUACCGACAUUAUCGAUCCACCGAGAAUUUUAAAAGAACAAGCAGCCAAAAAAAAAUGA